Daldinia vernicosa is the source of this 1002-nucleotide messenger RNA. RefSeq lists its product as uncharacterized. The transcript has 2 exons. The record is from RefSeq and is a predicted model, not a curated record. Bases 1 to 1002 code for a protein of 333 amino acids. NCBI's taxonomy places the organism in Eukaryota, Fungi, Ascomycota, Sordariomycetes, Xylariales, Hypoxylaceae.
AUGGAACAUAUAUCCUGCGCAAACUGUUCCAAGCCGUCGACAAUAAAAUGCUCCCGUUGUCUGAACUCGCCCGAGUAUAAACCUGGCGAUGCGCCGGUGACUGCGUACUGUGGUUCCGAAUGCCAACGGCAGCAUUGGCCAACACACAAAGCACAGUGCCGCAGAUUGGAGGGUAGAAGAAAGAUACUAAGAAUCGGAGAGAUAAUCAAGACCGCCUGUUUGGUAUAUCGUGAAUCCGUAUUUGACCUCCCUUUAACUGAGGUCAAGCUUGAGGAAGGUGUCCUCCACUUCCUGCUGGAACCGAGGAAGAUCCUAGACCAUCCCUGGCAGAGACCCUUUCCAAGCAACCUAAGAAUUAGUCCUCAGCAUAAAGAAGCAGUUUUAGCAAAUAACCAUUGCGCGACUGUUACAAGCCUUCCUCCUCCCUUGGUUCACUAUCUUUUCGGAGUAAUCAAAGCUGAAUACAGUAUUGUCCAAGCGGCCGUAAAACCAAUACUUCCGUGGAAGCUCGAAUGGGUGCACAAUUCUAAGGGCGAGAGGAGACAUAUGACCUCUGACAACGUACUCCACAUCUUCGUGGUCGUCUAUCUACGUGGGGAAGGAUGGGUCGUUGACACAAUGGGAUGUCAGUUUGGUUUUCCCGACGUCCUCGUCCCGCUGGACAAUUACUUCAAUACGAGGAUCAAGGUCGUUCCCCUCGAACCGGUUCCUCCCACCGAGAACAAAACCUGCGACCAGGAGGUCUUCGGCCGGAAACUGUUACUUAGCGAUGCAGAAACGCAGCGUCUAAAGGCCGCACACGUGGUAGCGGGCCUUAAGCACUUUGCAGAAUACAUCCGGGUACGUUUCGGCUUAUUCAGGUCCACACGCCCCGCGGAAGAGUUCCUUAGCGGUGCCCCGGAGGAGUUCCAGGUUAAGCUCGCUCAGUUCGAGAGCGAUUUGAAAGUGCAUAUGAUAAGUUUUGUGGACUUUGCUCUUGGAAAGGAAAAACUAGACAAGUAG